This is a messenger RNA of Cottoperca gobio, 1715 nucleotides long. RefSeq names its product V-set and transmembrane domain containing 4a (gene vstm4a). The record is from RefSeq and is a predicted model, not a curated record. The transcript has 8 exons. The coding region runs from base 229 to 1296 and encodes 355 amino acids. Gene Ontology annotation, cellular component: membrane. NCBI's taxonomy places the organism in Eukaryota, Metazoa, Chordata, Actinopteri, Perciformes, Bovichtidae.
UCAGAGAGAGGGAGAGGGAGAGAGAGAGAGUACUGGGAGAGUGAGUGGGAGUUUCUAAGUGGGAACAGAGAAUUUACUGUUUCAUAUUACACAGAAAAGAGGAGAAAGAGGAGAAGAGUUAAUGGUGGGUGAGGGCUCUGGUGGGUUGUCCAGUCAGGCUCUGUUUUGAAUGUAGCUGCUUGUGUAAGUGCUGUGCAGUUUUGUUUAUGGAUUCGCUGACUGUGGAAAAUGUACUUCUCUAUAGCGGUCCUUGUCCUGACUAAGGCUCUGGUCACAGAGGUCUGUCAUGGCCUGAAUGUGACAGUGACCCCUGGGCCUGUUGUCAUGGUAACAGAGAAAGACAACGUGACACUCUCCUGCCUGGUGUCUCAGAGGAAGAGGAGCGGCAGCGUCCUCAUCCUACGCUGGUUCUUUUCUCCUCCCGCUGCUCCCACUCUGGCGCCUCCUCCCUCUCCAUCCCCGUCUCCUCCUGCACUCGAGACCUCUCAGUUUCUGAUUGUGAAGAUCGGCAUAAAGAAAAUAAAGCUGUAUGGGAACUACACCCGUCGUUUCCCCCAGCUAAAGUUUCGUCUGUUUGAGGACACGGUGGGAGAGGUGUACCGGUUGCAGAUUCUCAAUGUGACCGGGACGGACCAGGGUUUCUACUCCUGCAGAGUUCAGGAGAUUCGAAAACACAGAAACACAUGGAGGGCAUCGUCCAAUGGUACCAACACCACACAGCUGACAGUGCACUUCGCUCUCGACAGUGGAAGCAGUAAAGGACUGUGGCGUUUAUUUGCAGAUGUGUAUCUGUGCGCUGUGCUGAUUUGCUCACUGGGCCUGCUGUCCAUCUUCCUGUUCACUCUGGUUCUCACAUGCCAGUACUUACACAGAAGACACAGGCUCAAAGCGAGUUACCUGCUGGUCAAGUGUCCAGAAAGCAGCUCAGGAGAAACUGUAACCAGCUCCAGCAGUACUUCCAGUUACUCCCCAAGAGCCCAGAGGAAAGACACAAGACAUAAAACUGACCGAAGAGUAGCAGUAACACCACCUAAGCUACCUGAGGAGCCCCCACCACCUCCAAUGCAAGCCAAAGUGCCCGUUGCUGCAAAGAGACCUCAGAAGCCCAGAAGGUUAAAGCAUCAUCUCAGGGCUACUGCAAAUCCUCGAGCAUCACACGAGGAUAGUCUGACAUACGCAGAAUUGGAGCUGGUCAGGCCGAGGCCGGAGCCCCCAGCCUCCUCCAGCCCUGACCCCGCUCCAUCCAGCCCGGACACUGUGUACGCUCAGAUCCUCUUCCAGGAAAAACAGCUGUAGACACAGCAGCUCUGGACUCGUGGAUGUCAUGGCACCUCCCUCCCACCAUGACUGAGAAAGGACUAUAUUUAUGAACUAUUAAUAUGGCAUUUAGCAUUUGUUUUUUUGGCUGUAAGUACGCUACAACUGUUCGUAAAUGAGGGUUUUGUGUUUCCUCGGCACAGUUCCAUUCCAGCACAGCAGUUUCUGGGUCUUAUAAUUCUGUUGUUUUGUUUGUUGGCAUCGCUGGCAUGUGAGCCAGAUGUUUAUAAAAACGCUUUGUUACUGUUAACUAUUCUGUAUAAACUCAGGAGACUGUGUGGAAAGAAACUGUUGUCCAGGCUCUGUUACUGCAGUAUCAUAAGGCACAGUAACACUUUUCAAAUGCAUUUGUAUUUACAGUACUAAUUAUUAAAAAUAUCAAUCAGAUAUUAUUUAUA